This is a messenger RNA of Linum trigynum, 3404 nucleotides long. The record is from the annotation of a GenBank genome assembly. NCBI's taxonomy places the organism in Eukaryota, Viridiplantae, Streptophyta, Magnoliopsida, Malpighiales, Linaceae.
AUCCGGGUUAUGCAAAUUGUGGACCAAAAUUUGGCAAUCCGUCUCUACUAUCACGUUUUGGAAAUGGCUUUGAAAGGCCAGUUGCACCCUAAACUCUGCCGCUAACGCUUCCGCUUCCUCAACCUUCUAUAGACCUGGAAUUUUUGUCACUGUCGCAAGAAGGAAUCGUCUACUCGAAUGCCUUAUAUCAACACCAAGCCACGCCCCUUACUCUCCUAGGAUUCCAACAUUAGUACAAAUUAAAACACUGUCGGGGCUCGGUCGCUUCCAAACUUACCUUUCUCGGUUCGCAUUUUGCUCCGCUUUCUGCACUUGGUGGGUUGAUAGUCCUCCAACAUGUAACGUGUCUGCACCGCUAUCUCCUCUUCCGGUAACUUAGCCCCAUUAAACAAAUUGGUGUUUCUCUCCUUCCAGAGCAGGACACACACCUUCAAACUUCCUAUCUUCAUCUUGCUCCAUCGCAAUCUUUACCCAGUUAUUGAAAGAAUCAUCAGCUUUCAUCUAGAAUAGUUCCUUAAACUCCGUCGCCUACAAAUUCUUGACAUCCAUUUGCACUCACCAAAAAUGUGGGUUUGGGUUUCACAUUGAUCACAAAACGGGCAUCUAUAGCUGCGACGCGGGUUCUGCUUGUUGACUUGGAAACCUGUAGGUAGGAUUUCCCUCAUGAAACGCCACAUGAAAUGACGAAUCUUAGGUGGAAUAUUUAACCUCCAUAACUUCUUCUAAACUUCUGGUUCCCCUUGUUCCACCACUCCAUGCUUCAUCAUGAACUCCUCAAUCCAUAGCUUAUAGCCUUCCUUAACAGAGUAGCUCUGUCUUGCUAUUGUGCCACACCAGCGUUUUAACUUUGUCAUUUCUACGCAACAAAAUCUGUUUGAUAGCCCGCACUACCGCCAUGGGGAAACAACUCUCCAGCACCAUCUCAUCUCAGCAGUCCGCUUCCGGAUCCAUCAUUUUCCUCACACUAGCGUCUACCGGAAGCCCCAUUGGGGCCAAAGGCACAAACUGAUUUGGAAGUCCCGGCACCCAAAGAUCGCCCCACAUUCCUACCUCCGUCCCACUCCCUAUGUUAAGCAACUCUUGUGCGCUCAACAAACUAUGCCACACAAAGCAUGGGUGGUAUCCCACAACUGCAUCCAAUAUUGAAGUAUUUUUGUGCUACUUUGCCUUUAGUAUGCGAGCAAUGAGAGAGUUAGGGCGUUGGAUAAGAUUCCACAACUGCUUCGCUAGGAGAGCUUUGUUGAAGCCCUUAAGAUCCCGAAAACCCAUGCCUCCUUCCUCUUUCGAACUUGCCAUUUCCUCUCUUCGAAGUCCAUGUGCUCUUGUUUCAGGAGCCCUCUAUCCCCACCAGAAAUUCAUAACCAUAGUAUGCACUUCAUCUAGAGUUCCUUCCGGUAUCAUGAACAUUGACAUAGCAUAGCUAAAUUGUGCCUGAGCCACCGAUUUGAUUAAAACUUCACGAGCUGCCACUGAGAGGGUUCUCUCCUUCCAACCGCUUAGCUUCUUCCUCAUCCGCCCCUUAAUGCCUUCGAAUGACAUCUUCUUCGAAUGGUCAACAUCCGUGGCUAGCCCUAAAUAUUUCUCGUGCUUUUUCACUCCCUUCAUUACUAGGACUCCUCCAAUCUUCUAUGCGGCAGCGCAUUAGAGCUAAAGGAUACUUCCGAUUUCUUGAAACUAACCAGCUACCUGGAUUCUUUCUCGUAGUCUUUAAGAAUUUUCUUUAACACCUUACUUUCUUCUACUGUUGACCUGACAAAAAAGAUACAGUCGUCCAUGGAAAACAGAUGGGACACAACCGGUGCAGCAUGUGCCGGCUGAAUCCCAUGAAGUCUUUUCGCUUGCACAACCAAUGUUGUAUAUGCUGAAAAUCCCUCCGCACACAGGAGAAAUAGGUUCGGUGACAGCAGAUCGCCUUGGCGGAUCCCACGACUCGGCACUAUCGUUGGGGAUUGAUGACCAUUCACCAGGACUGAAAAUAUAAUCGAACGCACACAUAACAAGAUCACUGUCACCCCCUUCUCAUCAAAACCCAUUCUCCUCAUUACCCCUUCCAGAAAGUGCCACUCCACUCUGUCGUAAGCUUUUGCCAUAUCAGUCUUUGCAAUAAAGAAUCACCGACUUUUCUUCCCUUUAUUCAUUAUGGUAUGGAAACAUUUGAAAGCCCCACUACGUUAUCCGUGAUGAAACGCCCAGGCACAAUGCACUUUUCUAAGGAGAAAUCACUUUAUCCAUGAUAUGAUCCCAAUUGGAUCAAUCAACAAUUCAAAAUUACUUGCCAAAGAAGUCAUCUCAACUCACAUGAAGAAUUCUGAUUUUUGGCUAAGUGUUGAAACAGUUUCAGGUAGCCUACUUUGGAAGCUUGUAUCUCACAAAUGGCUCAAUCCAAAUGGGAGAUCAAGAGCUUGUUUUGAAGAUAAUGUUGUUAUCUUUACAUUGGUAUGUUUUGGAGCUCAAGGAGAUGUCUGGAAGGUCACUUUCAAAGCCCAUCAAAAAGCUACCUCAAUACAGGAAAACUGCCUAAAUUUGGCUAAGGACGAAAACUGUUUUGAGAUACCAACUUUGAAGGCCUAUAUCUGGAGAUUGGAGCAUGAUAUCGGGCUGAUUCAAGUUGGAGGUGAAAGAAGAAGUUUUCUUCUACAAAGGAAAGGAAUUAGUUGAGUUCGAAUAAACCUAGAAGACCAUUUUCGAAGGGCUCAAAGAUGCUAUGAAGGCUGUUUUCCUAGGCAGACUUGCUUGCGUUUUAAGUCAGUUUCAUGGCCAGCAAGUUACCUUGUUUUGCACGAAUUCUAUAGCCUUUUUCUGUUCUAAUUAGUUUCCUUGUUCAUGUAGGGUUGUAGUAGGAUUAUUUGGCUAUAAAAGCCUUUCUUUUGAUUGUAAAAAUAGAACACUUUUGAUUAAUCGAAAAACAAACCCUUUGGUUGUGUGCAAGUUGCGACUUGUUUGAGUUUGGUGGAUUCCAAGCUUGUGAGCUUUGUAUCGAUUGAAUAUCAUCUUCAAUCGUGGUCGAGCAGCUACCCUUUUAUACCAUACGAGCUUUUCCCCAUGUGUGGAAUUGUCCGUUGGUUCCGUUUUAUCCAAGUUCGUAUUAAGAACGCUUCGUUCUUAAUUCGAGCUCAAUCGAUUCUUUGAUUGAGUCGUUUGCUGCGUUACUUUGGUAAAAAUACACCCCCAGGGUCGUAUUAAUCCAACACUAAUUUCAGCCUAUUAGCCAGAACCUUUGCCACCAACGUGUAAAGUACAUUACAAAGACUAAUAGGUUGAAAUUAUUUGGGGGUUGAGUGGGUUCUUUACCUUUGGUAUCCGAGCUAGAAGGGUAUGAUUCAGUGCCAUCGACAUUGUCGCAUUAUCAAUAAUCCCCUUUACUACAUCCACAAUAUCAUCGCCAAUAAUUUUCCAAUAUGAUC